Molecule: messenger RNA, 1009 nt
Organism: Oenanthe melanoleuca
Lineage: Eukaryota; Metazoa; Chordata; Aves; Passeriformes; Muscicapidae
Gene: CFAP20
Product: cilia and flagella associated protein 20
Exons: 6
Coding region: 131-712 (193 amino acids)
Biological process (GO): regulation of cilium beat frequency involved in ciliary motility; positive regulation of cell motility; cilium assembly
Cellular component (GO): motile cilium; ciliary basal body
Source: RefSeq, a predicted model, not a curated record
CGUCACCGGGAAGUGCAUCCGGGGCCGCCCAAAGUAGUUCCUCGGUGACGGCGGCGGCGCGGCGCGGAGGGAUCCGCCGUGUCCUGGCAGAGCGGCGGCCGCGGCCCGGCGCGGCCCGCCCGGCCCCGGCAUGUUCAAGAACACCUUCCAGAGCGGCUUCCUCUCCGUGCUCUACAGCAUCGGCAGCAAACCGCUCCAGAUCUGGGACAAGAAGGUGCGCAAUGGCCACAUCAAGCGAAUCACAGACAAUGACAUUCAGUCACUGGUGCUGGAGAUUGAAGGAACAAAUGUCAGUACCACGUACAUCACGUGCCCUGCUGACCCAAAGAAGACCCUGGGCAUCAAACUACCUUUCCUAGUGAUGAUCAUCAAGAACCUGAAAAAAUACUUCACUUUUGAAGUGCAGGUGCUGGAUGACAAGAACGUCCGUCGGCGUUUCCGGGCCAGCAACUACCAGAGCACGACGCGGGUGAAGCCCUUCAUCUGCACCAUGCCCAUGCGGCUGGACGACGGCUGGAACCAGAUCCAGUUCAACCUGUCCGACUUCACGCGCCGCGCCUACGGCACCAACUACAUCGAGACCCUAAGAGUGCAGAUCCACGCUAACUGUCGCAUCCGCCGGGUGUAUUUCUCUGACCGGCUGUACUCAGAGGAUGAGCUCCCAGCCGAGUUCAAGCUGUAUUUGCCUGUCCAGAACAAGGCCAAGCAAUAACACCGCAUUGGGAAGAGAUGUUGGCGUGCAAAUUGUACAGAGUCAGAGUUUUCCUGGCUGUUCCUGAAGUGCUGAGCCUAAACUCUGCAGGUGGCCUGGUACCCAGUCUUGUCUUGCUCAAAGUGGCCACUGUGCCUCCAAAGAAGGGAUUCAGCAGGAGUUGUGGAGUUAAGUGUAUCCUCUUGAAGUUAGCAAUUUUAUUUUUAUUUCCUUGUUUUCCAUCUCUUAUAUAUGCUCUAAAUAUGGAUGUAAUACUUGUUCUUGAAAAGUUAUUAAACAUUUGGCUCUGUAAAUCUG